AUGAAGAGGACAAAACAAAAUAGGUCUUCUAAUCAGCGUAAAAAUAAAGUUGCUAAGAGCGCACAAAACCACGAGCGAAAUCAGACAGCCGAGUCUGACACUGAAGAGAGCUCCCAGUUGCCACGAAAGAAAGUCAGAUGGGAGGGUAAUUCUGAAUCAGUGGCAGCGGUAGCAAAUACGAAGAACAGUAUUUUGGAGGACGAUGCGAACACAUCAAAGGUGAAAUUUCUCAAAGAAGGACGCGUUGCAGGCGCAUACUAUGAUUCUGUCAGGUGUAUAAUCUAUGUGCUUGAAGAUACUCAAGAGGAUGUUCACUUCGAUCUUACGAACAUGCUUCUAGAACAAUGCAACGCUGACAUAGUGUUGACCAGCUCCAAAGCCGACGACCCGUUUAUAUCGGUCCUUCAGAAAUUUGCUGAGGCUUCUGGAGGUGUCUUUCAAAUCAGGCCACAUAAAGAGUUCACUCCACACAGAGGGAGAGACCGCUUGUUGUCGCUCCCUUUUCUCUCCGAGUUGACAACCGAAGAUACUGGUCAAUGUUUGUCAUCCGACAGCAGUUCAGGCGCUGAGCCAAGAAACGCAUAUGAAUUCAUGCAGAAACGCAAACAGCCGGCAGGCGACCCAACCAUGAAAAGAUGGAACGCGGCGAUUAGGUUGGCCAACUAUGCAUCCGUGGAAUCUUCUCCUCUUUGUAUCUCAUGCCUUGGCGCUCUGCUCGACUACCUUGCGAGGGAGCGAGCAGCAGGUGAACUGGAUGAUGAUGCAGGCGUCGAGGGGCUCCAUAUCUCCGGCAUCGAAGUGUUGACGAUAGAUCAGGUCAUGCAUAUCAAUGCUGACGCACUUUUUUCCCUCCAGAUAUUCGAAAACGAGAGCCACGCAUCCAUCCACUCUGAUAAGACAAAAGAAGGUUUGUCGCUUUUUGGUAUCCUUGACAAUACUCGGACACCCUUGGGUCGUUCCUUACUCCGCACCUGGCUCGUGCGCCCCUCUCUAUCCAUUCCUGUAAUCGCUGCCCGUCAUGACGCUAUUGACUGCUUUCUACAUCCGGAGAACUUAGCACCUGCGAGUGCUUUGCAAACUCACUUGAAAGGUAUCAAGAAUAUUCCGAGGAUCCUCGGACUCCUGCGAUCUGGGAAAGCUGGCGUCAGUGACUGGCAAGGCCUGGUGAAGUUUACAUAUCACUCUGCAAUGCUACGCGACGCCCUGGCGGAACUUCACGGAGGUGAUCGAGUAGAGGUAGUACGAAAGCUGGUUGCAACGUUGGACAUUGCGAGCUUCAAGGACACCGGAAAUGCUGUCAACGAGACAAUUGACUGGGAGGAAUCUACCAAUAACAAUCGCAUAUGUGUUAGGCCGUACAUCGACAAGGAACUAGAUCAGAGGAAACACGUUUACGCCGGAUUGGACGCUGUCUUGUGUAAAGUCGCUGAGCAAAUAUGCCAAAAGAUUCCUGUAGAUUAUACGGCGUCCUUGAACGUGGUAUAUUUCCCACAGCUAGGUUUUUUGAUCUGCGUUCCGAUGCAGGAGGAAUGGACGACUGAGGAGGGCAUCAAGGUUCUAGAUGGAUGGAGCUUCCAGGCGAACAUGGAUAUGCACAUCGGCGAUCUCCACCCAUUAAUAGUCGACCGUGAAAUAGAGAUCGUCCAAGAGCUCUUGGAACGGAUCCUUGUAUUCAGCGAAGGGAUGAGACAAGCAUGUGACGUUUGUGCCGAACUGGACUGCCUGCUAGCCUUUGCAGAGGCUUCUCGGGCGUACAAUUACUGUCGGCCUCAGAUGUCAGAGGAUCCUGUUAUCGACAUCGAUCAAGGACGACAUCCCUUACAAGAGCAGGUAGUCGACAUUUUUGUUCCCAAUGAUGCUCAGCUUGUAGCUGGUAUCGGCUUCAGUGACAGCGCCGAACCACAGACAGAAGUUGACAAUCUGCCUAUGUGUAGCAGCAUUAUUUUGUGCACUGGCGCGAAUGCAUGCGGAAAAAGCGUCUACCUAAAACAGGUUGCUCUGAUUCAAUAUAUGGCCCAGGCUCAAUCUGCUUUUAUGAUUGAUCUCAAUCAGGUUUCCCUAGCCCUCCGGAAUUGUACCGCAAACUCUCUCAUUCUCCUUGACGAAUUCGGAAAGGGGACGAUCCCUACAGGCUCGUUCGCUUCACGGUACAAACAUAAUUAUGGGGCUGGGUUGUUUUGCGGUGUCAUCAAACAUCUUCUCAACAGAGGAUCUCAGUGUCCUAAGGUUUUAGCUGCCACACAUUUCCAUGAAGUCUUUCAGAAGGACAUGCUCGAUCCCCACAAGUUUCCGAUCAUGUUUUUUCACAUGCAAGUGCUCUUCACUUCAAGCAAAGGCAACAACCUCAAUCCCGGUGACGUGUCGAUAUCUGAAGACCUAGACUUAACGGAUCACGAACGUUUGGAACCUACAUUCGUCGCUGCCCCUGGAGAGAAAAUAACCUAUCUUUAUCGUGUGUCCCCGGGUCUUUCCCUCAAUUCUCAUGCAGCUCAAUGUGCUACGAUGUUUGGUUUGCCGUCCCGUAUUGCGCAGCGUGCGCAGUACGUCAGCAAAUUGUUGGGCGACCAUGAACUAGGGCAGCUUUUGGAAGAGAAGAUGACCGCAGAGGAACAAGAAAAUAUCAAGGCCGCCGGAAUCACCACCUACAAAUUUCUGGCUAUGGAUCUUACGAACGAUUUUCAUGAACAAGACAUCAAAUCAAGACUUGUAAAGGCGCUUGGUCGGGCUCCUCAUGAAUGA
Suillus discolor is the source of this 2739-nucleotide messenger RNA. RefSeq names its product DNA mismatch repair protein MutS. Gene Ontology annotation, biological process: chiasma assembly; mismatch repair. The transcript is spliced from 22 exons. Gene Ontology annotation, cellular component: nucleus. Bases 1 to 2739 code for a protein of 912 amino acids. Gene Ontology annotation, molecular function: mismatched DNA binding; ATP binding; ATP-dependent DNA damage sensor activity. The record is from RefSeq and is a predicted model, not a curated record. Lineage: Eukaryota; Fungi; Basidiomycota; Agaricomycetes; Boletales; Suillaceae.